UCCAGUGUGGUUCCUGUGUCCGUUCCUGGUCCGUUCAUUCUUGUUUUCUUCUUAAAAAAUGUUUUUCAGCUCGCUUGGCGGGGAGUUUACAUUUCUGAGGGGUUUUAGGGUGUACUGUCGAUAAAUUUUACAUUUGAGGGAACGUUUUAUAACUGUCAGGAGCAACAAGAUGGUCUCAUGUUUAUAAAAUAUUGAGCAAGUUGACAGUCAACAUCGUGACGCGACUUAUAGACAAAUCUUUGUCAGCGAUUUAAUAUCGACACUAAAUAAAUAUAAAUAAUAAUCAAUGAGGCCAGAUGACUGAGGCCAGUUCACAGUCAUGGAGAGUCCAAAUUUGCCUUCUGAGAUCAUUACCUACAUAUUUAGUUUUCUUCAUGUAAUGGAUCGAAAGGAAGCGUCACUGGUCUGCAGGAGCUGGUACAAUGCAAGCCAAGACUAUCCAUUAAAGAGAAACUUCACCUUCAAGUUCCCAGCAUCCUCCUCUUCUCUGGGCUUCAUCCGAGGUCUUGUGAGACAUCCUCGCUGUGGCCUGGUUAUCAGCCAUCUGGAUGGGUCCAGUGUGUCCAGGCAGGUACUGCUGGAGGUCGGGCUUCACCUCGGGCCUCGGCUGGACAGUCUGGCUCUGCCUGGCAGCAGUAUCACUGAGUCCUGCCUGCUGGAGCUCCUGCCCCGACUGACCAGCCUCCGCAAGCUGGACCUGCAGGGCCUCGACAGCCUCUUCAUGUCUGGAGCUUUUCUGUCCAGAGAGGAGCACCGGCGGAAGGUCUAUCGUGCUCUGCUGAACCUGGAAGAACUGAACCUGUCUAAUCUGCGCUACCUCUCUGACCUCUCCUUCAACCGACUGACCAUUUGCACUCCUGGACUGCAGUGUCUCUCUCUUUCGGGAUGCCACAUCUCCUUCGAGUUCGACCCGUACCGAGGCUGUCCCGUGGGCUCCGGCUCCUCCGCUCUGGUUUCCCUCCGAAACCUUCUCAAUCUCCUCCAGAAGCAAACCUCCAGCCUCCGCAGCCUGGACCUGAGCCGCACCGGCAUCACACCAAAGUCCCUCCGCUCCAUUUCCAAGCUUCGCGGCCUCCGUCUGGAGGAGCUGAAUCUACACGGCUGUAAAGAACUGACCGAUUACUCCAUCGAGAUCCUCUGUAAGUAUCAGAGCGGCCUGCGGAUGCUGGAUUUGAGCGGCUGUAUGGAGCUGAGCUGCAGGGCGGUGCUGGCGGUGGGUGCGGAGCUAAAGGAGCUGAGGGUCCUGUCGUUCUCGCAGGACUGGAAGAUCACAGAUAAAGGCCUGGCCGAGCUGAUGAUGCUGCCGCAUUUGAGGAGCCUGGAUCUGUCCGAGUGUCUGCAUGUGAGCGGGACAGAGCUGGUCAAGGGCUUGUCCGGUCCAGAACCCAGAGCACAGGUGGAGACCCUGAGCCUGAGGAACUGCACCUAUAUUAGGGAUUCAGUGGUGUUUUCGCUGGCUCAGCUGCUGGGUGUUCAUCUGCGAGAGCUGGAUCUGUCCUCCUGUGUUUAUCUCACUGAUCUGAGUGUUCGGGCCAUUGCCACCUUCCUGCCCGCUCUGCUUGUGCUGCGGCUCGGCUGGUGCAAGGAGAUCUCGGACUGGGGGCUGCUGGGCAUGACGGAGCCUACCAAACACUGCCAGCCCUCAGACAGAGAGGAGGAUAAAGGGCCGAGCUUUACUAGGACGUUUGGAAACAUGGGCUUUUUCCAGCCUCCGAGCCUGCCUUUCCAAGAGAAGCCUCGUCUAGUGACGGAUGAGGAUCUGGAGGAGUUCAGGGAUCAGCAAGGAGCAUCACUGCUGGCCCUCAGAGAACUUCAGGUGCUGGAGCUCACAGCCUGCUCAAAGCUCACCGACACCAGCAUCACACAGGUCCUCCGUUUCCCGGAGCUGCAGCGUCUCUCACUCUCCAUGCUGCCCGAGAUCAGUGACGACAGCCUGGUGUCCGUAGCUCUUCACUGCAGCAGCCUCACCAGCCUUUCGCUCAGCCACUGUCCUCAGAUCAGUGAUAAGGGCAUGGCUCGAGCUCUUCCGCUUCUCCACAGACUCCAGCAUCUCUAUCUGGCCUGCUGUAACGCCAUCACCAAUGAAACUCUGUCCAUCAUUGCUCUGCACUGCGACAGACUGCGGACCCUCGACGUGUCCAUGUGUAAAGACAUAACAGUGCACCAGGUGGACCUCCUUCAGUCCCGACUGCCCUUUCUGGAGAAAGUCCAGUGCCGCUUUGCGAACGGGGCAGAUUUCACUAUGGUAUUAUGAAGCUAUAGCAUCCUGCUAAAGGUGUGUGGUAUUUAUGAUCUAUGAUAAUAGCCUGCAAGCUGAUAUUAGAUUUUUGAGGGCAAAACCCCCUAAAAUAUUUUACUUUCACCAAAGAAAAUUGUUCAAAACAAAUCUGGAACUGAGCUAAUGUCACUUUAAAAAGUGACCACAGUGUAAACUUAUAUUGAGUUGGAGAGAGCUCAACCAAAAUGAAACCUCCUCCACUUGUUGAAUUUCUUUCCUCUGUUGAACACAAGCAAGAUAUGUUGGAGAAAUUAUGACAGCUUUCAUUUUAGGUGAACUUUUUCCAUUGAGAAAUGUUGGCCGUUUUUAUAACCAGAGGCUGUGGGUCUUAGAAAUUUGAACAAAGAUGGCAGACAGAGAGUGUUCAUCUGUGGCAUAUAGAUAUACACACAGAUACAGCCGCAAUUCUCUGAUUGGUUGAAUUUGUUGUAACGCAGGGGUGUCCAAACUCAGUCCUGUAGGGCAGUUGUCCUGCAGACUUUAGCUCCAACCCCUAUUAGACACACCUGAACCAGCUAAUCAAGCUCUCUCUAGGUAUACUAGAAACAUCCUGGCAGGUGUGUUGAAGGAAGUUGGAGCUAAAUUAUGCAGGACACCAGCCCUCCAGGACUGAAUUUGGGCACCCAUGUUGUAAAGCAUCAUCAGUAAUGUGGUUUAAUUAUUUAAAAAAAUUAUCUACAAUUGAUUAACAACCUCAGAUCCCACAACAGGUUUUCACUGAAACUCUUUAUGCUUUCAUUAUGAAGAAGACGUGUGGUGUUUUGACUUUUGGAAUCCAACUGUUGCUCUAAACAGUAAAACAAUUGUCUUAAGGUAAUAUAUUUAAAGCACUUUAAACUCAGGUAUAAAAGAAAAAUCUAUUCCUCCUUUGUGUUUUCUGGCAUGUGGCCAUAAUUUAUGAAUUAUUAAUAUGCUACUGAAUGUAUCCAAGAGUUUUCAGCAGUGUCCGUGCAUUUCAAAUGAUUCCAACAUGAUCUGCUAUUGAUUAGUAGAUAUAAAACUAUACUUCCACACUGUAUUCCUGGCAGUGUCAAUAAAAUUUUAUAAGAAUAA
Danio aesculapii is the source of this 3331-nucleotide messenger RNA. Its product is annotated as F-box/LRR-repeat protein 20-like. The record is from RefSeq and is a predicted model, not a curated record. Gene Ontology annotation, molecular function: protein binding. NCBI's taxonomy places the organism in Eukaryota, Metazoa, Chordata, Actinopteri, Cypriniformes, Danionidae. Gene Ontology annotation, cellular component: SCF ubiquitin ligase complex. Gene Ontology annotation, biological process: SCF-dependent proteasomal ubiquitin-dependent protein catabolic process. The transcript has 8 exons. Bases 320 to 2254 code for a protein of 644 amino acids.